Messenger RNA from Culicoides brevitarsis, 606 nucleotides. RefSeq names its product large ribosomal subunit protein eL21 (gene RpL21). The transcript is spliced from 3 exons. Gene Ontology annotation, cellular component: ribosome; cytosolic large ribosomal subunit. The record is from RefSeq and is a predicted model, not a curated record. Gene Ontology annotation, biological process: translation. The coding region runs from base 65 to 544 and encodes 159 amino acids. Lineage: Eukaryota; Metazoa; Arthropoda; Insecta; Diptera; Ceratopogonidae. Gene Ontology annotation, molecular function: structural constituent of ribosome.
AUCGUUUUUAGGUUAGGUCUCUUUUUUUGUUGAUUUCGUGAUUAACAAAUAGUUUAUCGGCAAAAUGACCAGAACUCAUGGUUAUCGUCGCGGUACCCGGGACAUGUUCUCCCGCCCCUUCCGCAAGCAUGGAGUUAUCCCAUUGUCCACAUACAUGAAAGUAUACAAAUGUGGCGACUAUGUCGACAUCAAGGGUCACGGUGCCGUUCAUAAAGGUAUGCCAUUCAAAGCGUAUCACGGAAAAACUGGGCGCGUUUACAACGUAACGAAGCACUGCUUGGGCGUCAUUGUCAACAAAAGACACCGCGGAAAGAUCCUUCCCAAGCGUAUCAAUGUCCGUGUUGAGCACGUCGAGCAAUCCAAAUGCCGUACCGACUUCUUGCGUCGCGUCAAGGAAAACGAUGCCAAGAAACGCGAGGCUCGUGCUAAGAAACAAAAGAUCAUCUGCAAACGUAAGCCCGUCGAACCAUCUGAAGCUAAGAUUAUCUCUAAUCCACCAGAACCAAUCAGACUGGCACCAAUUCCAUACGAAUUCAUUGCUUAAACAAACAAAUGAUUGAAGAACGCCAAUAAACUGAUUCAAAUAAAUAUUUCGCAAGAAAUAAA